ACCUUGUCAAAAGCUUUUUGGAAGUCCAAGUAUACUAUGUUAACCAGAUCACCUUUAUCCACACACUCUCAAAGAACUCCAAAAGGUCCAGUUCAAGAUGCUGGUUAUUGCCUUUAAAUCCCUAAACAGUUUGAGCUCUAAGUACCCCAAGGACUGUCUGCUCCCACAUGAACAAAACUCAUUCAGCACACAGAUGAAAAAAAUUAGAGAGAACACUGGUUGCCAGGCUGCUUGAAGGAACUUGAGACCUGCCAGGGCAUCAGCCUGUACGUGCACCGAACGCAGCAACAGACGGACAGGCCCUCAUCCUGCAGAGCUCCUGAAGAUCUCCUGCCAGAAAUAUCAGAAUCUUGGCCAAUGCCCCACUGAAUAAAUACCUUUAAUCUUCUGAGGAGGAGUUCAGAUUCAUACAGCACAGUUCUACAGUUAGAUUGCUUUGGCAGGAGCAGUGCAACCUUGCACUCACGACAGAGAGCAGAGGAAAACAAAUAACCACAGCAGCUAGUCUGGAAAGCGCCCAGCCUGCUGCUAGUGCAGGAGGUUAUAUGUGGCUGCAUCAAGACUGGAUGCCCUCUUCAAUCCUUCGCUCACCUAACAUGCCUGAAUCUGGAGCAGAGGAAGGGGAUUUCCCCAUUUACAUCCUGCCUUAUAGCUGAUUUGAGCUGUCAGACGUCUCAAAAGCUGCAGAGAUCGCAGGUGUAGCCGUAGUUCUGCAAGCCUUCUGAGGCCCUGAUGAUUCACUGGACCAGGACUACUGCUUGUCCUCACCGAGAAUGUCCGUGGUGGAAUAAGAAGGGAAGGGUAAUAACUGAGGAAUGCCUGGGCAGCAUUACCAAGAUGUUUUGUGUUUGGUUCUUUGCAUUAUUUCUACAUAUAUCAGUAAAAGGCUUGGAAGUUUGCUAUGACAGACUUGGGUGUUUUACAAAUGACCCUCCUUGGAGUGGAACACUUGAACGGCCGCUCCUAGGCUUGCCAGAGCCUCCAGCCCUUGUUAAUACCGGUUUUUGCAUAUACACUAGAGAAAACCCUGUGCAUUCCCAAGUAAUAUCUGCUAUAAAUCCAUCUACAAUUCAAGCCUCAAAUUUCAGAACAAAUCGAAGAACUUGCUUCAUUAUACAUGGCUAUUUUUUGAAUAAUAAAGAUUAUUUUUCGAUAAUAGAGAUUUGCAAGCAUAUCUUGCAAAAAGAAGAUAUAAACUGUGUGGCUGUAAAAUGGGAAUCAGAUGAAAAUGUUGGGAAUUUUGCUAUUCAAAUUCAGUCGACAUGGGCUGAGUUAAUGAAUGCACAGCAAGAACUAAAUCAACUUCUCCUUCAAUAA
This is a messenger RNA of Hemicordylus capensis (graceful crag lizard), 1317 nucleotides long. Its product is annotated as pancreatic lipase-related protein 2-like. The transcript has 11 exons. Gene Ontology annotation, molecular function: triacylglycerol lipase activity. Bases 733 to 1317 code for a protein of 194 amino acids. NCBI's taxonomy places the organism in Eukaryota, Metazoa, Chordata, Lepidosauria, Squamata, Cordylidae. Gene Ontology annotation, biological process: lipid metabolic process. The record is from RefSeq and is a predicted model, not a curated record.